AAAAAGUUCAAAAAAUCUGAAAUUUUUCAAAAAAUUUUUUUUACUCGAAAAAACCAAGAAAGUGUUAAAUUACGUUCCGAACAUCAUUUAGGGUAGUUUCGGUGAAUUUUAGACUCUUACCUUUAAGAUAAGAACUUGAACAUUUUUGAAAAAUCUCAUGACCCCGGACCUGCAAAAAAGGUCAAAAAAUCUGAAAUUUUUAAAAAAAUUUUUUUUACUCGAAAAAACCAAGAAUGUUUUCAAAUACGUUCGGAACAUCAUUUCGGGUAGUUUCGGAGAAUUUUAGACUCUUACUUUUAACCCUUUAAUUCCUUAUCCAGAUGUACAUCUGGAUAAGACCACGUGACCGAUACCCUAGCCGAAAAUAUUUUAUUUUGGAGCUCCAAGGCAACAUACCCUCCUUAACUUAUGCUAAAAUUGCUCAAAUAUGAUUGGACAGUUAGAAAAUUAUACUUAUUUGAUUAAUUUAUGCGCUUCUUUCGUAUAAAUAUCCCAGACAACGUGGGCCUGUAACCGCCAUCUUGACUGAUCUUGUUGCGUAUGUCGUGAAUGAGGCGUGUUUUUCAAAAUUGAUUUUAAAAUGGAUAAUGAGAACGGACUUGACUCAGAAGAUGAAUUUGAGAUCGACUGUGCCUUAUUAAGUGGUAGAGAGGUAGAAAUUCGGUUUGUAGCACCGCUGACGGAAAGAGUGGACGAACCAAGACGAAGGAAGCCCCGCAGGAAGCGACAAAGAGAAGAAAAUCCUGAAACUUCGAAUGAGAGUGGAUCGCAGAGUCUGGCUGGUUCAGGACAUCCAGUUGAGUUGGACGAUGAGUUGGACGGAGCUGUAGUAGUCGAUGAGAUCCAUGACGAGUCAGAAGUUAGUGAAGAGGAGUAUCAGGAUAGUGAUUGUAGUUUGGCAGAGUCUCUAGGCUACACAGGUGAUAGGGAACAGAAAUGGCUUCCACCCAAAAUGUAAGCAGUGUUGGCCCAAAAGUAGUUUGGGCGAGAGGCAGUGCCCCUUGUAGAGCCUUAGACUUUUUCUUGCUUUUUUUUUCUUUUGAUCUGAUGGGAACCAUAAUUGAAAACUCAAACAUUUAUGCUGUGUAUGGUCAAGGAAUAGGUCAAAGCUACAUGUCCCAGGACCAUGGUUGCCAUGUGUGGAGACCCAUUGAUUUGAUGGAAUUUAGGAGAUUUCUUGCCUGUCUAUUUUAUAUGGGUAUUGUUAAGGCCCCUGCUAGGCGUAACUACUGGCAGAAUGAUAAGCUUUUUUCUGGUCUUCUUGGGUCAAUGUUUAUUCCAACAUUUUCUAGGUAUUGUGGAAUACUUGCUGCCCUUCAUUGUGUAAACCCUGAGAUAGAGGACAAAAGUGAUCCAUUAGGAAAAAUAAGGAAUUUCUAUGACCAUAUGCGAAGUCGCUGUAAAGAACUUUUUACUCCUGGUAAAUGUGUGUCAAUAGAUGAACGUAUGGUUAAGUCUAAGGGUAGGUUCUUCUUCAAACAAUAUAUAAUGAAUAAGCAAACUAAAUGUGGUUUCAAACUUUGGGUUCUAGAUGAUUCUGCUACAGGCUACAAUUGGGAUAUGGUGGUUUAUACUGGUAAAAGCAGAGGAUGACUGGGAUGAUUUCACUGUUGUUGAUAAUAGUUUUGAAGGGAUAGAAAGAGGGCUUGGUAGAGCUAAGGCUUUUAAUGAAAAUCCCGAUGCAGAAAGUGCAGGAAAUCUCAUCAACCAAUUGGCUGCCAGAGUUGUUAUUAAUUUAACAAAACCUCAGGUAAACAGGGGGUAUGUUCUUUUUGCUGAUAACUUUCAUUGCAGUGUCCCAUUGUUCCAAUAUUUGAUUUCAGUUGGUAUAAAUGCUGUUGGUACUGUGAGGGAAAAUUCCUCAUUCUUUCCUGAGUUAAUGAAAAAUAGGCAGUCUUGGGGGAAGAAACUUGUUAAAGGAACAAUAAGAUAUAUAAGAAAUGGAGAAAAGCCGAAUGAUGUGUUCAGUGGGUUGAUUGGAAUGUUGUAUCUGUUCUUUCCACCUACCAUUCUGCCAAUUAUUAUGAUUAUGGUACAAGGAAUACCAAGGUUGAUUGAAGUCAUAGAAAGGUUAAGGUUUUGUGGCCUAAAUGCAUUUCAGAUUAUAACAAAGAUUUGAAUGGUGUGGAUUUGUCUGAUCAGAUGUACGAUAUGUAUUCUGUUCAAUAUAGGACUAAAAAGUUUUGGAAAACAUUAUUCUUUCAUUUUGUUGAUAUUUGUGCUUGGAAUACAUAUGUGGCUUAGUAGCCUAACCCCUGAGCAGAAAAUGUAUAAGAACUAUUCUUUUCUUGAUUUUAAAAAGGAUUUAGCCCUUCAGCUUGCUUUUGUUGAGCAGAAAGCCAUUAGAGCAGAACCAGAGGUCAGAUCAUUUGCAGAUUUAGGUACUAAAGUUAGUAAUGUUAGUAAAACGUUAGUUAGUAAUUAGGGACUUAAUCUGUAAGGCAACAGCUCAUGCAGUAAAUAGUGCAAAGCAAAGAUAAGCAACUUUGGACAAGGCAGUUAGAAAAAAGGAAUUGUGGCAGAAUAGAUUAAAAAAAGGACAUUUGCUGGCGAAGCUCGAGAAACACCAAGUUUACAAAGUUUCCUCAGUUAUGAAGUCAGUGCAUAGCAUAGAUCGAAGUUAUAGGGCAAAAACCUCGCAAUUUGGCUGUGUUGUAUGUGAUAUCCCUUUGCAUAUUGGAGAAAGAAACUGCUUCUUGCUUUUCCAUUCCCCAGAGUUUGAGCUGUACAAGGAAGCUUUCCUAAGUUACAGUCGUGAUUGCUAGAUUAGUUGUUGUUUUUGGUAAAUGCAUGUAGAUUAGAUAGAGAAAAAGCCAUAAAAAACAUUUUGGUCAAAAUUACAAUCUUUUCUCUCCAAAAUAUUGUGAUUUUUACUUGUUUUCUUUCUCUUAAAAGUCAAAAUCGAAAUUGCCGAAUUGAAUUAUUUUAGACCCAUUGUUGCAUACUAAUUAAUUAAAAAAAGACUGUUCAAGAAAAAUGUUGAUAUUUCAACUCAGUGUGCUAAGACUAUGACAAAAUACAUUAUUGAAAGAAAAAAGUAGUUAAGUGUUUUAUUAUUGGAGAUCAUUAACCUUAAUUUAUAAAGUUCUUUUCUUUGAUAUUUAUUUAAUUAUGCAAAUUGGAUGCUAAUUAAUGUCAAAUUAUAGUAUAAUUUUGGCAUAAUAAGAUUAUUUGCAUGAAAUACAGCUAUUGAUGAUUAUUUGGGCCAAAGAUCAUCCAAUUAUCUUGAAAAAUAAAUUUUUAUUGAGUUUUUAGAUAAAGUAGGCAGAAUUCUGUCAAUAACGAAAGCUGAACAUAAUACACUGGUGACAUAUUUCGUGAGAUAUUUUUGUCUGGUGCCUUAGAAAAUCCAUUUGUAAACUCAAUAUUGAAAGUAAGUUAGAUAUGUCCCUCAUGUACUCUACAAAUAUCUGUGAUUGAGUUGCACAACUUUUAAAAAGAAUUUCAAUAAAAGCUUCAAACUCAGCUUAAAAUAAAAUGACGUUUAGUGUUUCUUGCAAUGGCUUUUGCACAAUCGUAGUUGCAUCAUAAAAGCUUUAGAGUAGGUCUUCUGCUCUGCAGCAUUUUUUGAAGAUGUGAGAACUAAAUGAACUAUAAUAGAAAUCUCUUAAUAGAGACUCAAAAUAACCAUAAUUUACUCCAGCUUUGUCCUGAUUCAAUUUUCACUAUCUCUAUCAAGCUGAGCUCUUGAAAACAUAACCUAACUCUUAACAUCACUUCAAGAUUUGUCUAAUUCUUCUGCAUUUUCUUUAAGAGCCUUCUCCCGCUUCUCCUUCAAAAUAUCAUUUUGGCGGAACAGAUCCCAAAGGCAAGCUCUCUCUACCAACAUCGCUAUAAGCUUACUGAUUUAGCCACUCUCCCAUUUCUUCACUCCAAAUAGUUAAUUUACCCUGAAUAUUUUCCCUGAAAUUAUAUUAUGUUUCUUGAGAAGUUUGGAGCUUUCACAGUCAUUCUCUCUUUUCUUCCCUGGUUUUGACACUUCCAUGGUAUUUUUUAGAAGAAGUCCCAUUGCUUUAAUAGCAUCUUCAUUGGCAUCAUUCAUAUCCAUGUAACUAUUCUCACUGACUUCAAAAGCCAAAAUUUUUUAAUCUCAGUGAAACUUCAUCAAACGUUGAAACUGGAGAUGAUGGUGGUCAAACAAUAGCAAAUGUUGCUAGAUAAAAUACAGGAUUGUUUGGCCAGGGCCUUAAGCAGUGGAAAUUCAAAAAUUGUGAAGAAAAUGGAUAUUUUCGCCCAGCUUUAAAGUGUAAAUAUAGAGAGUUGGUUGGACACCCUUCAUGAAUCUGAGUCAAGGCCAAAACAUUUGAGAAAAGCUACUGAAGAAGGAGCAAACAAUAAAGAUGAAGCAGAACACAUCAAAUUUUUUGAUUGGACGUUUUCUGCAUCUGCAACAGAAACCCUGCCAAUUUCAAGUCAGCUAUGAGAGAAAAGAUGAAAAAUCGGGUGUGGCAUAUGCAUUCGACAUUUAGACAUUUUAUCAACAUUUGCUUUUUCCUGGCCUUCAAGAAUGAUGGCCUCUGAAAUUGAAAAUAGAUUUAAUUUCAAUAGCAAAGCACAAAAAUACUCUUUAAACUGAUCCCUUAACAAGAUUUGAGAAGAAAAAGUGUGUGAAAUACUGCCAAUUCCACUGAGAAUUGAUUCUCAGAAAAAUAAUUUUCAGAGUGAAUGAUUCAAACUUGAAAGGGUAUCAAUAGAUACCUAAGUGGCUACAUACCAUACCUAUGAAGACAGUGGCUUCAUAGAUACAUACCUAUGAAGACAAAUGCAAAUUUUACAAUUUUCAACUGUAUAAAUAUCAACGCAAACUGAUUUCUCUUUUGUUAAUUCCCCCAAAUACCUUCCAAUUAAUUUUGAAAAGAUAGAAAAUGAUAUAAUGGAAUCAUUCAUCAAAAGUGACACUCUGCUAUCUGAAAGUCAAGAUCUAUCAGCCAAAAUAAUUGAAUUAGAAAAUCAUUGGAACCUGUGGAGUUGCACCUUGCUCAAGUUAAACUGUCUAUUUCUUCAUUGAAAAGUUAAAGUCUGAUAGUUCUGCAGCAAGGUUUUACACUGGUUUUACAAACUUUCUAACACUGAUGUCAACAUUUGAAAACUUGGAACCUAAAGUUAUGCAAAUACAAUUGAAAGUUGCUUUGUUUGUUGAUGAUUUAGCUGAUGAUUUAGCUGAUCAUUUUGAAAUUUCUUCAAGUCAGGUUUCAAAAAUCUUUACAACAUUGAUUUGUUUUCUCUACCAUGAACUCAUACUGCUUUUCAAACCCCCUUUCUCAAGAGGUUGUUCGCCAAGCCAUACCUGCUCAAUUUAAAGACUUCCCAACAACAAGAUUAAUAAUAAUUAAUUGCACGGAAAUAUUUGCAGAAGUCCCAUCAUCUAUGAAAGCAGUCACAAACAUGGUCUGAAUACAAGCACCAAAAUAAAUGGAAAGUUUUGAUUGGCAUAUCACCUUUUGGCCUAAUUACCUUUAUGUCAAAGUUGUGGUCUGGUAAGGUCUCUGAUAAAGAAAUCACUCCAAGUUCAGGCGUUCUAGCACUUCUUGAGGAUGGUGACAAUCUUGUGGCUGACUGUGGCUUUAAUUUCAAAGAUAUUCUUCCUCCUGGUGUGACUCUAAACAUCCCACCUUUUAAGGGUUCACAAGCACAACUCAGAAUGAAUGAGACUGAAGAAACUGCUCGCAUUGCUUCUGUACACAUUCAUGUGGAGCGUGCCAUUGGAAGGGUGAACAAUUACCAUAUCCUGGAUGAUGUCCUUCCAUUAUCAUUGCAUUCAACGGCUAAUCAGAUUGUCACUGUUUGCUGUCUACUUACAAACUUUUUGCCAAUUUGAGUUGAACAAAUAAAGUACUUCUAUAUAUAUCUAUAAAAUUUCUAUACAUUUAUCUAUCUUUGUUUGAGCCAUGUUACAUCUAUUCUGUAUGCAUAGUAAACAAUGCUUUAGUAAAAAUUAUAUAUGUUCCAAUACUUUAGAACAUACACAAUGUUAAAUCUACCCUGUAUGUAUACUAUACGAUGAUAUUUUGUAAAAAUUAUACAUGUACCAAUACUAUACAGCAUACACAAUGUUUACUUGAAUACAUAUUUAGCGAUGAAAAACUCUUUAAAAAGGCUUUCAGAAAUUAUUAUGUUUAGCCAACGAUAUUGAAAAAUGUUGCAAACAGGAUUUAUUUUCUGCGUGUAUAUCUUAGUAGUGGCAUAGGGGGAAAAUGCGUGAUGCUGGUCAUGGCAGCACGGGAUUGCGGGCACAAACACUCCACAUUGAUGGAAACACAAGGUCAGUGGUUGAAUCAGAAAAUGUCAACAACAGGUUAGGUGUGGGGAAGAGACUAGCAUUAAAAAAAGUUCGAAAAGGUAAAUGAGUAGCUAUCUAUCAGUAAAAGUAUCGAUUUCUAUCAUCUAUCUAUACCUACUUUUCAAAAUAAAAGCAAUGACACGAAAUGGAAGUCACUACAAUUCCACCUCCUGGAUUGUAGUGGAAGUGAAUAACAGGCAACAUUGCCGUGAGAAAAAAUGUCAACUAACUAAAAAUCUAGCUUUUCCAACAAUAUGAAAUUAUCACUGCCGACUUUGCAAAACUGUAAGGUUUCACAUGGUAACUUUCUUUCAUUGUGAAUUUAUUGCCUAUUUUGGCAGGGCAGAGGACUUUAGCCAGCAGUUUUAUCUUUUGAAUACCACCUCGUUGAUUGUAGUUGAAGUGAAUAACAGGCAACAUUGCGGCAAGAAAAAAUGUCAACUAACUAAAAAUCUAGCUUUUGCUAGAACACAAAAUUAUACUAAAACUAAAUUCGCAAUCAUUUCAAGUGGGAGCAAAUUCGAAGCUUUGGUACAUGCGUAAAGUACUUCUUAUUUUUCGAUAAAUGUGCAAAAUUUCUCAAGGCAAGCGACUGGGGCACAAGAUAUAAUGGUGUCUUUCAUGUAAUGAAAAUGGCUGUCAAAAAGGUAAUUGCUUUUAUUUUCUAUUAUGAUGGCCAUAGCUUAGUCAGGGUUUAUUAUCAAAACAAUCGCAACCUUUCUCUUUUGUGAUGAUAACCUCUCUAUUUGUCCUAACAGAUCUUGCAAGUCAAUCACAGCCUUCCGUGGCUCGGACAUAUACAAACCAAGGUGACCGAGUUGUAUGAUGUCUUCAACAUACAUGUUUUAGUUCCCAUUUAUUUUUGGUAAUAUUCUAUAAAGAGCAUUGCCUCCAUUGAUAAUUCUUAUGUAUUGUCUGGCAAGACUUUCGUGGUUAUCAUUGACCAUCAAAAAAGAAUCAUUCAACCAAUGAAGACAGGCAAUCGCGGAAAUGACACAGCAGGAAUUGAUUCCGUCAAACAUAUUGAUGUCGUUAUGAUUAGUCAGUCCUGGCUGACUGUAUUUCUACGGCAGACUUAUUUUGGUGACAGACCCAAUUUUAAAGACAGAGAGAUCAGUUUCUGUUAUAUCGGGACUGAAAGAUGAUGUUAAGUGCCAUGAACAUCCACAAGGUACUUUUAUGCCCUCAUUGGAGCAAACUUUCCCAGACCUGUUAAAUUUUCUUUUGCUUUUUCUUCCACUGUGGCCACGUGAAGAGUGCAUGCAUUUUUUAGAAUGGGAAGGCCUAGUUUGCCCAUCCACUUUAAUAAUCGCUGUCUUUUCUCUACUAUUAUCGGGUUUUGCAGGUUUUGAGGAGUCUUAACUUGCACGAAAUUUUGUGGAUUAUAUCAUUAAAUUUUUCUUCGAAAAUAUCAUCAAGGGGUCAUUCCAUGUCAAUGUGAAACAGUCACAUAACCCACCACCUCAGAUUUUGAUGAUUUUUGGUCGACAUGUUGAAAACCAUGACAUAAACAUAAACUGAAAAUUUCAUCUUCAUAUCUUUUACUAUUAAAAAGUUAGACGGGUUUGAAAUUUUAAUAAUUUUGGCACAUUUUUCAAUGAUCUGCCACUUUGAAUUUUUGCUAUUAUUUACUUAAAUUAGAACCAAUGAAGAAAUGAUACAUUUAAAAUGAAAAUAAACCAGACAAGCUAAUCAACUAUGUAGAUGUCAAAAACAUGAUCAAAAAUUUCCAGUCACAAACAAAAGUCAUUCUAAAUAUAGAAAAAGAAGGGGAAUUUGUUGCCAUGGCAACAGCCGGUGAAGAUAAUGGUGUGAAUUUCAUCAUGUUGCUUAAGUUGGAAUGAUUUGAGUUUUUAAAUUUGAUUAGAGUACUAAAGGAACAAGUAAGAUAGAAAAAACUGUUAGGGUGUUUUCUUCCUUUAUUGAAAUAUGGCAUGUUAAAAAUUGCCCAAAAUUAGCAUUUUCAUGCAACAAUCGAAGUAAGAUAUUCUCUCUCUUUUAAGCGAUGAUAAUUCACUAAAUCUAAAUCAAUACUGAAAUUCUCUGUUUGGAAAUCUUCUGUAUGCUUGUUUUGUUUUUCUAUCUUUAAUUCAGCUUGCUUUUAAUAUACUUUCAUUAUUUAGCUUCAAGUUUACAUUUUGCUAACGCUGAUAGAGAUUUGCCUGUCUUGGAUAGGAAAAGAUACAUAUUGCACUGAUUUACAUGAUAUACUGAUGAUGUAUAUUAAUUGUUUGAGCUCGUCAAAUCAGGUGUAGUUAAAAAAAUUUUGCCCUUGAUUUGAUGACAUUUCCUAUUUGCUCAUUUUGAUUUUGCUAAUUUUCUCUUUCAAAUCUAAUUCAAAGAAUUUAUAUUAGCUAUAAAACUGUCUAUAAUUUUUAGGAAAUUCUUUUAUUUUUCAAUCCUGCCAUUGGUCUGCUAUUGGAUUCAAUUCAAGUGAAAUUCCUUAGAGAUUGUAUUGCUAAGACAGCUAUUGCUGCUCCUUGAUAAUCCUCUUAAGAUCUAUUUUGUAAUUUUCACACCUUUCUAGGGUGUGUCAAAACUACAUUGUCUGCAAUACAAAAAGUUUUCCUUUUAAAGAUCCUGCAACUACAAUGUGAAAUUGAAAAGUCUAGUGUUAAUGUUUGCAAUGCUUUUUUUUAUUAAUUGUCACCUCUUUGAAUUAUUUAAGUAAGCAUUUCACAAGAAUAUAAAAUAGUUUCAAAGACACAGGAAUUACAUCAUAAUUAUCAUUGUGAAGAAAACAAGUUAAAAAACCCAAUGAGAGGGAUGUUGGUCAUUUUUCAGUUUACUAUUGCCCUGUUAGACUACUGCUCCUUAUGGUAACUCUUGUUCAAUUGGAAACUCAUUGGGAGAUGCCUGUCAUUUGUUAACCUACAGUAGAACAACUGGUCUUAAAACCAUUGAAUCUCUGCCGAAAAAUGUCAGAGAACUGAUAUUUUGGAGGUCCGAAUUGUCCAUUUUGAAUGUUAAUGCAAAUAUAUGCUACCACCAUGAAUAUAUGCUGACUACAAGAUUCCAAAUGAACUUUACUCGUUGCGCUGACCCAUUCAAAAAACACAGAAAGCCUGUGAAAGGUUUGUAGAAAUAUUUCAAAUUCACAUUCAAUUUUUUUUAUUUUUAAUAAAAAAUCCUGCUGUACAUAAUCUCUUUUAAAAUACUGGUAAAAUUUUGUUAAAUAAUGGUUUUAAUGAGUUACAAAUGUGGUGUAGUUUUUGUGAAGAUUUUUGUUUGAUGACUGGAUCAGGCUAAUGAUUUUUCUUAAAUAUAUAUAUUUUAUUUAUGUAUAAAUAAAAAUUUUCAAAACUGAAGCUUGUAUAUUUAUUUCAAAAUGCAUUUUUUAUUCUUAGGUGGAUUGAAAGAAGUAAAGUUGUCACUGGCACAGUACAUGGUCACAAUUGGUUUUAUGAUUGUUCCUGGAGACAAACUAUGUCCCUCUUGUUUAAAGGAAAUUAAUGACCUGAAACUGGAAGUAGAGGGAAAGCAGAAUUCACCAAUGGCAGAGGACAACAAGUUGAUUGAAAAGUUAGAGCAAGACACAUUGAAGAAGAGAGGGAGUUGUUGCAUAAAACGCUAACUACUCUUGAUGUUUCACCGAUGAAAGUGCAUUCUCUGCCAAAAUCAUCAAAACUUAAGCGAGGGAAAAGAAAGUUGCGACAGAUAAAUGAAGCCGCUUCAAAGAAGGUUGCAGCAAUACUAAAUGUGGAACCAGAUGAUUUAGAGGAGUCAGAUGAAGGGAAAGAGCAGAUAGAGGAAUUUAUCCAGAAAGCCAGCGACUUAGACUUUUUGGUCAGUCUCAUGAAAGAAAAAUUGGAGGUUUCAUGUUGACGGGAGAAAAUCCAAAUUCUUACACUGAUUCCUAAUUCUUGGUCAGUACGGAAGGCUUCAAACAUAUUUCAAGUACCUGUUUGCAUGGUCAGGAAGGCAAGAGAAAUAAAAGAAGAGAAAGGGAUUCUUGGUAUGCCAGACAAAGUGACUGGCAAGAAAAUUAAAGAGGUGUUUUUAAAUGCUGUUCAAUCUUUUUAUUGCAGCGAUGAAAACAGCCGACAACUUCCAGGAAAGAAAGAUUUUGUGAGCCUUGGACAAAAAAGACAUAUGCAAAAGCGACUUCUUUUAUGCAACAUAAAAGAGCUAUAUUCCUUGUUCAAGGCUGAUAAUCCUGCUUUCUGUAUUGGGUUUUCCAAGUUUGCAAGCUUAAGACCAAAAUGGUGCAUCCCAGUUGGUCCCAAGGGGACACAUUCUGUGUGUGUCUGCACUUCUCAUCAGAAUCUGAAGCUUCUUCUUGAUGCUGCAAAUUUAGGACACCAGUACCAUGACCUGAUUGAUAUGGUAGUCUGUGACAGUACUUCCAGAGGAUGCAUGAUUCACAGAUGUGCACGAUGUCCUGGAAUUGAAACUGUUGAAGAUUGCUUACGCAAUAUCUUCACAGAAUCAACAACAUUUGGAGAAGGCAAGGAGGUUGAAGAUGAAGAUGAUUUUACUGAAGUCACUUUUCAUCAGUGGAGAUCUUUGGACAGAGCUGAACUGGUUUCCCAAACUCUCCCAGUUCCUGAUUUUAUUGAUAAGUUGUGUUGCCAGCUAGAUCAAAUAACCAGCCAUUCGUUUAUUGCAAAGUCGCAAGCUUCUUAUUUGAAGAGGUUAGAAGAAACUUCGAAUAAGGACGAAGUUAUUGUUUUACUGGACUUUGCAGAAAACUUUAAAUUUGUGAUCCAAGAUGAGUGAGGUCCAGGGCUAUCACUGGAACCAGAAGCAAUGCACAUUACAUCCGGUAGUCAUUUACUACAAAGAAAAUAAUGGAGUCAUUGGAUCAACAUCAUUAUGCUUUUUAUCCGAUGACCUGGAACAUGAUGUGCAUUUCGUAUAUAAUGUGUUGAAAGCCACUGCACAUCAUAUCAGGGAAAUGAUAUCAAUGGACAUAAAGGUUGUCCAUUACUUUUCUGAUGGUUGUGCAGGCCAGUAUAAGAACUGCAAGAAUUUUUUAAACUUGUGCCACCAUAAGGAAGACUUUACAAUUAGUUGUGAGUGGAAUUUCUUCGCCACCAGCCAUGGUAAAUCCCCAUGUGAUGGGAUUCGAGGUACAGUUAAGCGUUUAGCUGCUCAAGUCAGCCUGCAACGACCAAUGAAAAACCAAAUUAUUUCUGUUGAGGCAUUAUUUCAAUUUUGUAAAACAGAAGUCAAAGGAAUCAACUUCUAUUACAUUACAAAGGAGGAAAACAACUUGACAAGAAAAGAUCUUGAGAAACGCUUGACAGCUGCAAAAACGAUUCCAGGAACUAGGGGGUUCCAUCAAUUUGUACCGCAAUCCAAAGCAUUGAUUGGAGCAAAAACAAUAUCAGAAACCCCUGAAUUUGAUGUCAAGUUUGAUUUCAAUCUAGCUGUCAUUGAACCUCAUGACGAUAUUGAAAUCGGAGAUUACCUUGUGUGCAGGUAUGAUACACAUUGCUGGGUUGGAGUGACUAUUGAAGUCAGUAGUGAGAAUAAAGAUGUUGCCAUAAAAUUUUUGCAUCCACAUUUGCCAUGUGUAUCAUUUAUGUGGCCAAGGCGUGGUGACGUACGUUGGGUGCCAACAUCAAACAUUCUGAAAAAGGUACAACCACCAAAACCAUCAACGAUGACUGGAAGGCAAUACACCUUUGAACCAAAAGAUGCUCUUGAAAUAGAACUGUAGACAAUAUGUAUAUAAUUGAGCAUUUUGUAGAUUUUAAUGUACAUAAUUUGUCAAAUAAUUGAAAGUUUGUUGCAUUGAUAUCAAUUGACACUCAGUGAAUAUGACCUUUUUGAAUCAUAUAUCUGUAAGAUGUUGAAGUCAGAGCUUUAAAAGAUGCACAACACUGUUUUCUUUAGAUUUACUGAACACUCUUUGCUUAAAAGAGAGAGAAUAUCUUACUUCGAUUGUUGCAUGAAAAUGCUAAUUUUGGGCAAUUUUUAACAUGCCAUAUUUCAAUAAAGGAAGAAAACACCCUAACAGUUUCUUCUAUCUUGCUUGUUCCUUUAGUACUCUAAUCAAAUUUAAAAAUCAAAUCAUUCCAACUUAAGCAACAUGAUGAAAUUCAUGCCAUUAUCUUCACCGGCCGUUGCCAUGGCAACAACUUCCCCUUCUUUUUCUAUAUUUAGAAUGACUUUUGUUUGUGACUGGAAAUUUUUGAUCAUGUUUUUGACAUCUACAUAGUUGAUUAGCUUGUCUGGUUUAUUUUCAUUUUAAAUGUAUCAUUUCUUCAUUGGUUCUAAUUUAAGUAAAUAAUAGCAAAAAUUCAAAGUGGCAGAUCAUUGAAAAAUGUGCCAAAAUUAUUAAAAUUUCAAACCCGUCUAACUUUUUAAUAGUAAAAGAUAUGAAGAUGAAAUUUUCAGUUUAUGUUUAUGUCAUGGUUUUCAACAUGUCCACCAAAAAUCAUCCAAAUCUGAGGUGGUGGGUUAAAAAAUUACAAUUUUUGUUUCAUUCUGAGAUGGAAUGACCCCAAGGCUAAUCUUAAUUGCGAAGUCAUUUUCAUCAUUUUCAUCAUCAUCAUUAUUGCCACGUUUGUCAUUUCUGGAGCAAUUUUUUUCUGCAUUGUGCUCUCCGAAAAUUGAUGAUGUAGCAAGACGAAAUGUUUCAUUUUUUGGGUGGGCAUUGCAAAUCAAACAGUAAUUUACAUGUCCUGUACAAAUGUUAUGGAAAGCAUGCCAACAACCUUCAAGUGAACAGCAUGGUAAAUUCACCCUACAUUGCUGUUAUGAUGGACGACACAAGUGAUUCAAGCAAUGUUGAGCAGUCAGCAAUUUCAGUUAGACUUGUUGAUAAUAGUAAUGUAGAAGAACAUAGGCUUGGUCUGGUUGAUGUCUCCAAAGAUACAUCAGCAGAUGGUUUAACUAAAAUUCUCCUGGACACCCUAAGCUCAUUCAAUUUUACCUCAAAAACAUGAGCAGAGAAGCUUAAAGGACAGUCCUAUGAAGGGACUGUAGUAAUGAGUGGCCGGUUCAGCAGGGUGCAAAGACAAAUGUAGGACAAGUUUCCAUCCAUAUAUCAUCAGAACUGCAUAGUUAUAAUAUGCACUGGCACAGAAUGGCACUCUGCGCAUCUAAAACUGCAGGUAAAAUCCCCAAGAUCGCAGAAUUUUUCAGCACAGUUGACAAAUUGAUAACUUUUUUAUAUCUAGCCAAAAACGAACAUUGGUUCUUGGGCACUGCUUGCCAAAACCAGGAAAAACAAGAUGGCUUUCUUGCGAUACUGCAGUGACAAUAAUAGAUGUAUGGUAUGAGACAAUCGGCACUGCUUUAUAUGAGUUUUCAACUGAUACCACCCAGAAAGCUGAAAACCAGGCUAAUGCAAGGCGCCUUUGCAAACAGAUUCAAGAAAUUGAUUUCAUCUUUUUACUGAAACUGUACAGAAAAUUAUUUCAUCACUGUACACCAAUCAUAAAAUUAAUGCAAAAUCCAUCUUUUGACGCUAUCCAACUUGCUUCUAUGCUUGACCACUACCAGCAGGUCCUACAGUUGUAUGACUCGAGUCAGACAUGGGCAGAUGCAUUAAGCAUGGAUCCAUCUCUGCCAUAUAUUCGCACUAGAGGAGAUUGGAGGGGAGUAGAGCAAAAAAUGGAUAGUUUGGAGAGCUGGCGGCAAUCUCUGCAGAAAGUUGCUGCAAACCUUACGCAAGAAUGUUCAAAGCAGAUUCAAUGGAGGUUUGAAAAUCUAAAAAAGUUCAAGUGGGAAUCGAUCUUGUUCAUCCAGUUAAAUUUAACCAGCACAGGAUGGCUACUGUCAACGACAAAAGGGCCCUAAUUAGCGAAUUAAAAGAGUUAUAUCCAUUUGUUGUACCUGAUACAGUGGAUCUUGCUAAAACAGAAGAUAUCAGGUAAGACAAAGACAAAGAGUUCAUGGGGUAUGGACAAAAUGAGUGAUUAUAGUUCACAAAAUUCAAACAUUGCAACAAUUGAUGUGAUUGAAUGUUUCAGUUAAUGAUUUGAUUAAAUAAACUGCUUAUAUUAUUGAUCGUAUUUUUGAAGUUAACUUUUAAAAUUAUUAUUUAUUGAAGGAAAAUUUUAUUCCCAAAGUUAGAGAGGGAUAUGAUGUCUGAGCGAUGACAUCGAAUUGUUUGAUUGACAUUUAGAUGUUUAAAUGAUAUUGAUAGUAGUAUGAGUUAGCAUGCAACAGAGAUAGAUCACAAAUAUAGAAAAGGUAAUUUUCUUGGAUUUCUCUACAUCAUGGGUCUCAGCCCCUCACUCAAAGACACUAUCAAUAUUAUGCUGGUAAUUGUGUUUUCUAGGAGUGACCGGUAAAUCUAGUAAUUCUGCUUCAGGCAUUACCCAAAAAGAUAUAGUCUGCUUGAUGCAACUUUUGUAGUGUUUUAAUCCAGAGGACUGCUACUGUUUGGCCAAUUCAUGCUGACGUUCUCGGAUUUGGGAGGGAUUUAAAUUAAUUAUCACUGUGCCUUAACAAAAGUUGCAAAAUAUAAACACCAAAAAGGUAAUUGAAUGACUGCAUUUGACUUUGUAUCCCAAUUAUUCUACAUCAGAUUUAAAGGGUCUCCAGUCAAACAAAAUUUUCUAUUGACUAAAAAGUUAAUAUCUGGUGCUUGU
This is a messenger RNA of Rhopilema esculentum, 14829 nucleotides long. The record is from RefSeq and is a predicted model, not a curated record. Lineage: Eukaryota; Metazoa; Cnidaria; Scyphozoa; Rhizostomeae; Rhizostomatidae.